AUGCUUUCUAGAGCACUCAAUCCAGUUCGAGCAGGAAUAUCGGCUGCUCCAAUUUUGGUUACCUCAAAACGGGACUCACACACUAUUUGGUAUCCAGAUGCGAAGUUUGAGAGGCAAUUUAAGACCGGUGGAACUAUGGGUAAACUGUGGAUGUCCGAGAAUAUAUCGGAGUUUGAUAAGCAAAUCGGGCUCGACAAACUCGAAAAGUUGGCAUAUAGCGAACCAGUUAUGAGUGAUGUUUACGACGGGAAACGACGUGAAAAGAAUUUGGAGAACAUGAUCCUCAACUUUGGCCCCCAGCAUCCUGCAGCUCACGGAGUGCUACGACUCGUGCUCAAACUCGAGGGAGAAGUCAUCAUCAAAGCAAUUCCCCAUAUUGGUCUUCUUCAUCGCGCCACUGAGAAGCUCAUUGAACAUAAAACUUAUACGCAGGCAUUGCCAUAUUUCGAUCGCCUUGACUACGUCUCAAUGAUGUGCAAUGAGCAAGCAUGGUCUUUGGCGGUGGAGAAACUUCUCGGAAUCGAUAUCCCACCGAGAGCGAAAUAUAUUAGAACAUUGUUCGGAGAGCUCACGCGAAUUCAGAAUCAUAUUAUGGGUAUCACCACGCACGCUCUCGAUGUAGGCGCCAUGACACCGUUCUUUUGGAUGUUCGAAGAACGAGAGAAACUCUUCGAGUUCUCUGAACGUGUUUCGGGUGCUCGUAUGCACGCGAACUAUGUGAGACCUGGCGGUGUUGCGUGGGAUAUGCCGAUUGGAUUAAUGGACGAUAUUUAUGAUUGGGCGGUCAAGUUCCCAGCACGAAUCGAUGAAUUGGAAGACAUGCUCACAGAAAAUCGAAUUUGGAAAGCAAGAACCAUUGAUAUUGGACUUGUCUCCGCUGCUGAUGCGUUGAAUUGGGGAUUCACUGGGGUCAUGGUCCGUGGAUCUGGCAUCAAACAGGAUGUGCGUAAGACGCAACCGUAUGAUGCCUAUGAUCAAGUUGAAUUCGAUGUGCCAAUCGGAAUCAAAGGCGAUUGUUAUGAUAGAUACUUAUGCCGAAUUGAAGAAAUGCGUCAAUCUUUGAAUAUUGUUCAUCAGUGUUUGAAUAAAAUGCCGAAAGGUGAAAUAAAAACCGACGACUAUAAAGUUUCUUCACCAAAACGCGCUGAAAUGAAGGAAAAUAUGGAAGCGCUCAUUCAUCAUUUCAAGUUCUUCACCGAAGGUUUCCAAGUACCGCCUGGUGCCACAUAUGUGCCAAUCGAAGCCCCGAAAGGAGAAUUUGGAGUCUAUUUGGUUGCUGAUGGAACUGGAAAACCCUACAGAUGUUUCAUCCGUGCUCCCGGAUUUGCUCAUCUCGCCGCUAUUCACGAUGUCUGCUAUAUGUCGCUAAUUGCUGAUAUUGUCGCCGUAAUUGGAACGAUGGACAUUGUUUUUGGAGAAAAAAAGGAUAUUGGAAAACUUGUUGGCUGGAUUGAACGACUUGAAGUGAAACCGGAUUAUCUUAAUGGGAAAGUCACCGUAAAAUGUCUCAUGAACCCUAAAUCGGUUUUGGAUGUUCCAGAAGGUCUCGUCGUCUAUUUAUCAAGUUUUCCGAAUGAUGAGAUGCUCAUCGGCAAGUCGUCGCGUUACACAUCGCUGCGGGCAAUUGUCGAAAAGUCGUCGCCCGGUGAGAGAUUGCUUCAUUUAACGACUUCAAAAUUAAAUCGCAUUGAUAUUAAUAAGCUGCUUUUUCUUCAUUUUGUGCAGAAGGAAUCGAGAAAUUGGAUUUAUGACAGAGACCGUCGUCAAUUUUGCUCGAUUCACUUGGCGUUUGCCUCACUUCUGCUUUCCGCCGUUAGUCCUUUCAGAAAGUCGCAAUCGAUUGAGGAAAACAAGAACAUUUUGCGAAUUGAAUCCACUGCUCCCAUAACUCAUCCAUUUACCAUUAAUGAAUACAAAUCGAAACUUCAAAAUUAUGACGUUAGUUUGUCGCAUUCUUCAAGUUUUUCAAAGAGUGAACAACUAUUUACUGUUAAUAUUUUGGAAAUUGAAGAAGAAAAUGAAACGUUGAAGUUUUCGCUUUCAACCGAUCGAAGUUCGCAUAUUUGGAGUUCGCAGGAUCUUUGGCUUUUUCCUGUUGAGCGAGAAAACAAUAAAGAAAGUGUUCUUUCGAAAGCUGGCCUUUGUGAUAGUGAAGAGACGAUUUGCGUUCAACCGUCUUACUCGGGGUCGACAAUUAUAGACGUAGUGAAUCCGAAAUGCGAUUUGGAUAUAAAGGCGAUUGUCGCACAAAUUGGAGCGUUGAAAUAUACGGGUGGUGAUUUUAAGCGAUAUCGAUUUAAGGAGAAUGGAAAAUGGAAGAAUUUCUAUCAAAGCUUACUUAAUAUGGCACUUAUUAAUCCGGAUGCUUUUGAAUGGAUCGAGAAAAUUCCGCGGAAUAAAGAUAUAAAACUGUGCCUUUCUCUAGACGAUGAUGAUGAUGAUUCAGGAGAAGUGAUCGUAGAAAUUAGUCAUAUUUCAGAAGAUUCUCAGAUUGUCACUCUUGAAAUAUCUGGAUUUACAAAUACCGAUGUUGACGUGCCAUUAUCGAGAGAAAUACCUUAUUAUUUGCAUGUUUAUGAGCCAAAUUAUGACGAUGAUGACAAAAAUGAUACGAAAACCAAUGGGAUGUUUGAAUUUUCGUUACGACGAUCCGAAGGAUUUCACCUUGAGAAUGGAACCAUACUGAAAUUGACGAAAUGCUGGAGUCCUACCGGCGUCAUUGAAGAUAUCACCAAUUUUCAAUUUUUCGUCGUUCGGGGAUCGCGAAACGGAAAAAUUGAAAAUGAGCAAAUUUUUGAGCUCGAAAUGCUCCCUUCGAGGCAUCUUCUUCGGCGAAACGAAGAAUUCACCUGUAUUAGAGCAUUUUAUCACGUUGAACUCGAAGAUUCAAAUAUUCUUGCACUCGAAUCAAACUGGCUUCCAGUCGAUGCGAAAUGCUUUGAUAAUAACCAACGAGUGAAGAAAAAGACAGCAAUUUCCAAUUUCCAGAUUAGUCCGGAUUCGAGAUUUCUAAUUAUUGCUUUAAAACAAUUAUAUGAGGAAAAGGUAGAUGAUGUUGAAGCGGCACCUCUGAAUUCACAAUCUACAACGGCAUAUGUUUCCAAAGAAAUUAAGCAAAAUGUGGAAGAAGCGGAUUCUCAAGUGCUAGAAGAAAUUCAAGAAUCUUUGCCAGAAAUGUUUGACGAUCAAUCGGACGACAUCGAGAACAUCAAUCCGAAUCAAUCCGAGGAGACUCUUUUCUUCGAUGACAGUGAUAAAAAAGUCUGCGAAGAUUUGCUGAUAGCAGUUUCUGAUCUAUUUGAGAAGGAUUUCGUUGAAAUCGGAUUCGUUUCGGUUUAUUCUUUUGCAGAGAACAACGAAACGAACAGCCUUGAUUUGUUUUUUAGUAUUGAAACAUUUGAUGAUGAUCCGGACAUUAUAUUUGCUCAGAUCGACUCAUUUGUUAAAGGUAAAACCAUCAUUUUACAACUUGACCAUCUUGUAACCAACUCGUUCAUUGUUGGAGUUAUCGACGAUAUUGACUUCGAACAAAAGAAAGUUCUACUAAUCGUCGACGAGAAGAAAUCGGACAUGGUAUUUUUGACACAAUGGCUCAAUUUCAUGUAUUUUGCCGAUAUGCAAUCGAUUUACAUGCUAACAAGCGAACUUUCUUCGUAA
Caenorhabditis bovis is the source of this 3657-nucleotide messenger RNA. NCBI's taxonomy places the organism in Eukaryota, Metazoa, Nematoda, Chromadorea, Rhabditida, Rhabditidae. The record is from the annotation of a GenBank genome assembly.